CUAGUGAGAUAUUUUACAAUAUUUCAUUUUUAUAGAAGAUCUCCAAGAGUGUUUUUAACUGUUUUCGUAAAAAAUAAAAUUAAAAUAGUUUCGAUUUUAUACUGAAAAAAAAUGUUGCUUGUAUUAGCUUACAUUGAAUCAAAGUACAUCAAGGAGGAGGGAAAGAUGCCGGAAAUGUUCGAGCUCCACAAUAAUGCGACCAUUGGUGAAUUGAAGCAAAAAUUGGAGGUAAAAGUGGGUCUUCCCUUGGCUCGCCUGAACGUACAGAGUUUUCACAAGUCCUUAGAAGAUGAAGAGUUUAUAACAAGUUUGCUCAGAAUUCCGGAUAAUAGCGAUUUUAAUUAUCCGUCGACAACGCUUAAUGGGACAGCAUUUUCGCUGUACCACGAAAAUUCAUUUGUAGGAUUUCUCCAAUUCUAUACAAUUCCAGAGGGCAAGAGCCAACUGGAUUUCCUUAACAUGCCGAAGAGCUCAGUGCUUCUGCCAGUGGACAGGCUUCCGCACUUUUGCGAGGUGUCCAACUCGCAAGAUUCCUCCGCAUCCAGUGCGUCGAACCAGACAAAUUGCAGCUUCGAAUCCGCAAGCUCGAGCGCCAGCUCCGGAGCGCGAAAGACGAAAAUGUGCUCCUCCGAUGAGGAAUCGGCUGUCAAAAGAAUACGAAGCAACCAAGAGAACAGCGUGGUCAAGGUGGUUCCGCAGCAGAAUCUGCUCGCGGACAAGCGAACCGGCAGUAUGGCUUCCAUUUUUGGUUCGCAGGUCAACAUGAUGCCCUGCUACAAGACGGAGACUAGCAGUACAAGCAGCUCAGUGGAGCAGGCCGAGGAGUGCAAGACUAAGAAGAAGGACUGCUGUAUGCCAAAGAAUUGCCGCAAGAGGGAUACCCGGCCGCCGUAUGCGAACACAAUGCCCGAGAAUCGACGAUACGCCUUGGUGAUAACCAACCAGAGUUCGUGCUCGGAUGGUGUGGACACUGUCGCCCUAAUGGAGCACUUUCAUUCCCUAUUCGAGGACAGUGGAUCGAGCGUCAGCGAUCUCAAUUUCAGUGAGUGUGCCUCAACGCAGAGAUUCGACUGCAACAUGCUCGUGGUCUGCGAGGAUAACGAAACGGCCCAAUGGGUCAUCUCAGCAGUCGAAGGUGUGGACCCGCCACACUCCUGCCAGCCCUUCAUUAAGUUCUUCGGCCUACUGAGAACCGACUUCGUCCUGCCCCUGGUCAGUCCGAGCAAGUCGCUCUGUGUGAUCUUCGCAUUACUGGAGUCACAGAACCCGGGCUUGAAUACCGACAAGUGGAGCGUCGUCAAUCGCUCCACUGUGGACGGCCAAGAUGUGGACAGACAGGUCGCAGAGUUCUGCGAAAACGUCCUUAUUGAGGUGUAUAUCGACGAGGAUAGCAGGGAUUUCAUCGUCGAUCGGUGUUCCAAAUUGCGAUACUGCUUCUGGCAACUUCGAUUCUAUUUUAUGUAGGAUUUUUUGGUCUCUCCAAAUUCACCGUUAACUUGUUGAGAUAUACCCUAAUUGCAGAGGAGUAUUAACUCGAAAUAGUAAAAUUUUAUGAAGUGUACGCAUGAAUAAAUGUUGUUAAAUUGAAUUUUCCCUCCAUGUAUCGAGCAUAUAGGGUACAAAUCUGUAAAAUAAAACAA
Molecule: messenger RNA, 1640 nt
Organism: Drosophila sechellia
Lineage: Eukaryota; Metazoa; Arthropoda; Insecta; Diptera; Drosophilidae
Exons: 3
Coding region: 112-1464 (450 amino acids)
Source: RefSeq, a predicted model, not a curated record